Messenger RNA from Fraxinus pennsylvanica, 387 nucleotides. Lineage: Eukaryota; Viridiplantae; Streptophyta; Magnoliopsida; Lamiales; Oleaceae. The record is from the annotation of a GenBank genome assembly.
AUGCAGAUCUUCGUGAAAACUCUCACAGGAAAAACGAUAACGCUCGAGGUCGAGUCGAGCGACACUAUAGACAAUGUCAAAGCCAAGAUUCAAGACAAAGAAGGAAUUCCACCGGACCAGCAACGAUUGAUUUUUGCCGGAAAGCAGCUGGAAGAUGGCCGCACCCUCGCUGAUUACAAUAUUCAGAAAGAGUCGACUCUGCAUUUGGUUCUUAGGCUACGUGGGGGCAUUAUUGAGCCAUCAUUGAUGGCACUGGCUAGGAAGUAUAACCAGGAAAAGAUGAUCUGCCGCAAAUGUUAUGCUCGUCUGCACCCUCGUGCCGUGAACUGCAGGAAGAAGAAAUGUGGACAUAGCAAUCAGUUGAGGCCAAAGAAGAAGAUCAAGUAA